Molecule: messenger RNA, 2399 nt
Organism: Coffea eugenioides
Lineage: Eukaryota; Viridiplantae; Streptophyta; Magnoliopsida; Gentianales; Rubiaceae
Exons: 13
Coding region: 319-2235 (638 amino acids)
Source: RefSeq, a predicted model, not a curated record
AAUUCCACCAUUUCUUCUGUUCUUUGAAGCGCGUUUAUGCUCUCCGUGUACUAGUAGCCCACCGCUGGCGCAGGGUGACAAAGUAACAAACCGACGACGCUUAACGAGAUCAUUUCCCGGGCUCUCAAUUCUACCCGGUGUCCUACCCGACCCGACCCACCUGCAUCCGCCGCACAUUCGGGAAGUUUCUCGCCGGACCACUACCUUCUCCGCCAUUCACUGCCGACCAAGCCCCACCUGCUGCUAAAUUUUCAUUCUCUUUACAUUCAAGCAAGUAUUAGCGUUAGCGUCAAUUUCCAAAAAUUUUGUUUGAUUAUUAUGGACAGCAGUAAUCAAAGGGCCGCCGAAUCAAGUGGUGCAUCAUUCUUGGCUAGUGGUGAUGCCUUGAGAAAUGAUCGGCUCUUUCCCCAGCUUUUUACCUCUGUACCAUCACUUAAUGAAGCUGCCUCUUAUUUAGCAGAGACGACUUCACUAUUUACUAGCUGUUUUUCUGAUUUUUCUGUUGAUCGUGCACCAGAUGAUCCUGGUGGAAGAGAAAUGGUUACAUUGGUGUCUGAAGAAACUAGGGGACAAUUAGACAGUAAUUAUGUGUCUUCACGUGGGAGUACUCUAUCACGUGUUGAAUCAUCUUAUGCAGCUCAAGGUGCCCCAUCAGUCCAUGAUGAGAUAGCUACUGGCUUAAUUGGUGACUCAUCUCAAAAUUCUAGUGUGCUUGUCAAUACAGCUAAUAGCAGCCAAAGUAGCAUUCCUAUAUUCCAAGGCCUUAUUGAGCGAGUGAGGAGGACUGUUCGUGGCUCAGCAGACGACAUUGGAUGGCUACAACGUACAUCGGACUUGCCUCCUGUAGAGGAUGGAAAUGAAAGAUUUGUGGAAAUCCUUGAUGAUAUUCGGCAUGGUUUACGCAGGUUGCCAAAUACAGUGGUUUACUUGUUAGUUCCAGGUAGCAAAGAAUGUAUCUUUGUGACUUUUGAUAAUUCUAUGCAGAUUAAUGAUGACGUAGAUUCUACUUUGCGAAAAGUUGAUUUUCCUGGGUUUUCACAUACUUCAUUGAGUUGUGGUAGUGUACAUGUGCUUGCUAGUGGUGAUGCCUUGAGAAAUGAUCGGCUCUUUCCCCAGCUUUUUACCUCUGUACCAUCACUUAAUGAAGCUGCCUCUUAUUUAGCAGAGACGACUUCACUAUUUACUAGCUGUUUUUCUGAUUUUUCUGUUGAUCGUGCACCAGAUGAUCCUGGUGGAAGAGAAAUGGUUACAUUGGUGUCUGAAGAAACUAGGGGACAAUUAGACAGUAAUUAUGUGUCUUCACGUGGGAGUACUCUAUCACGUGUUGAAUCAUCUUAUGCAGCUCAAGGUGCCCCAUCAGUCCAUGAUGAGAUAGCUACUGGCUUAAUUGGUGACUCAUCUCAAAAUUCUAGUGUGCUUGUCAAUACAGCUAAUAGCAGCCAAAGUAGCAUUCCUAUAUUCCAAGGCCUUAUUGAGCGAGUGAGGAGGACUGUUCGUGGCUCAGCAGACGACAUUGGAUGGCUACAACGUACAUCGGACUUGCCUCCUGUAGAGGAUGGAAAUGAAAGAUUUGUGGAAAUCCUUGAUGAUAUUCGGCAUGGUUUACGCAGGUUGCCAAAUACAGUGGUUUACUUGUUAGUUCCAGGUAGCAAAGAAUGUAUCUUUGUGACUUUUGAUAAUUCUAUGCAGAUUAAUCAUAUACUGCGUGAUUAUUAUGGUUAUGGAAAUCCUGGCAAAGUGAUUAAGGGUGACCUGCAAGCACUUGAAGAUAUAACUUAUGAUAAGAGGAAGGAAUUCUUGAGGAAGUGGCAUUUGCCUGAAGAACUCCCAGUUGUAUCUUUCCAUACAGAAGCCAACACUUCUGCUGUGGCUUUGGCCACGCUAUCCCAGGUGGCACAGGCAGAAUUACCCAUGUUUGCACCUCUAUCUGCAGGCCAACCAGCAACUGUCCCAGUUGUAUUGCCUAGUGGUGCUGUGAUGGCUGCAUGUGCCCAACUGCUUCAGACCAGAUAUGGUGAGAAGAGUGAUGGACUUGUUACCUGCCGUGAUGCUGAGGUUCCUGGCUCCAUUGUAGUGCGACCAAAGCGUAAACUAGACCAUGGCUGGAUGGUGUACUCGUCAUUGAAUGAUGAUCAAUCAGAAGCAGAUGCCUCUCAAGUAUGUGAAGCUCUACUGACUUUGCUUGUUGAGGUUGGACAGAAGAAGAGACAUCAACUUGCAAUGAAGGAUGAAUGAAGCAAAAUUUUAAUAAUGCUUCUACUUUUGUUGAUAUACUCCCUUAUUUUUAGCUGGAGGGCUUAGAAUUUGUAACUCUAGAGUCUCAACUUUGGCUAUUAAAUCAGAACCUCUUUGGCACAUGUCUAACUAUUAAUCUAUAAUUCAUUGAUUCUUAUUGUUAA